Messenger RNA from Amyelois transitella, 844 nucleotides. It is a transcript of the gene LSm1, whose product is annotated as U6 snRNA-associated Sm-like protein LSm1. NCBI's taxonomy places the organism in Eukaryota, Metazoa, Arthropoda, Insecta, Lepidoptera, Pyralidae. Bases 130 to 546 code for a protein of 138 amino acids. Gene Ontology annotation, biological process: deadenylation-dependent decapping of nuclear-transcribed mRNA. The record is from RefSeq and is a predicted model, not a curated record. The transcript has 3 exons. Gene Ontology annotation, cellular component: Lsm1-7-Pat1 complex; P-body. Gene Ontology annotation, molecular function: RNA cap binding.
CGUCUGCUGGGAUGUCAUGUCAUGUAUCGUCGGGUUCAUCUCAUACAUACAUUGUUUGUUUUCGAAGUUCGAACUUUUCGAAGUGUUCUGUUUUGAGUACUUCCCUCUGUUAAAAUAAUAACAAAUAAAAUGUCUGGAAAUAUAAACCCAUUGGCAGGAACAGCCCAUUUACUGGACGAACUAGAUAAAAAGCUUAUGGUGCUGCUGCGUGAUGGUCGAACCCUUAUUGGCUACCUGCGCUGCGUCGACCAGUUCGCUAAUUUAGUUUUACAUAAAACUAUUGAAAGGAUUCAUGUUGGUAAAGAGUAUGGGGACAUACCUCGAGGAAUAUUCAUUGUUAGAGGCGAAAAUGUUGUACUUUUGGGUGAGAUAGACAGAGAAAAAGAAGAGAAUUUACCACUAACGGAAGUAUCAGUGGAUGAUAUACUUGAUGCUCAAAGACGAGAACAGGAUUCAAAAGUUGAUCAACAAAAAUUACUUUCUAAGGCAUUGAAAGAAAGGGGAUUAAAUUUACUGGCUGAAUUAGGUCAUGAUGAUAUGUUUUAGACUUUUAUUAGCAAUCUAAAAUUAUGAUUAUCAUUGGGCAUUUUAAGAGACUUCUCUAUUUAAAUUGAGUCAUUGCCUUUUUUCCACACAAAUAAAUAAUAUGUAUCCAAUGACUUAUUUUGGGAAGCUCUAAAUGCUACUCUGCUUAUUUUUAACAUAAAGGUUUCUCAAGAUAUUUAAAUUUUGUUUAUUCCAUAUCUGGGUCAAUGUAAGACUGUAUCUACUUUGGGAGACUGUAAAUCUGUAAAAUAUUAUGUAAGUUUAUUUGAUAAAAGGAAAAUAAGUUAAUAUCUUCAAA